CUCUCUAUCCUCCUUCUCAAAUCAACUCUCUCUGACAUUUGGGCUACAGAGCGAAGGCUCUCUUUUAGUUUUUCAUUCAUCUCACCGUCUUUUCUCAUCAUCCCUUGUUAAUCACUGGCUGCAUCCCAAGUAGGGCAUCUGAACUAAAUUCCUUUCUCUCUUCUCAUCCCUUCUCUUUCUCUCAUGCGGUGUUUGCCUCUCAUGGACUUGACAGGCAGCGUAAUAGAUUAAGACGGGUUGCAGUCAGGAAUGCUGCAGGGAGAAGAAGCUGCUGCAGUGUGUGUGUUUUGGCUUUAUGUGCGUGUUGGCCGCGACUGUCUUUGUCUGUGGCAGGAGCCUCUUAAAGGGACACCCUGUAAACCUGCAGUGGCUCAGAACAACGUCAGCUUCCACGCUUUCCUUCUCGCCUCCCCUCCUUUUCAUCCUCUGUUGCUUUCUUCAACACACUCCUAUUUCUGUCGCUUUCUCUUUACCUAUCUUUUUCACCUACUGAUUUUCACCCCCUACUCUUCCCCUCUUUCACCAUCUCUCUCUCUCACCUGGUAUUGGUCUGGUAAUCUGUGGACUAAAGCCAUGAGUCAGUGUGGGGGGGAGAGAGUGGUUGAGUCAUCAGUGUAGCGUUUAGACUAGAGGACAGCGAGUCCGUCGGCAGGGAUCUCCUCCUUUGCAACGCUUUUCAAAACGGGAGGGAAACGCACUGGCCGUGCGGGUUCGGGGGCUCUCAACAUGGCUGCAGCCUUUCAAGACUUCCAGAGGAGCGAGUCGGACCGGCUAAACGAGGUGAAGGGUCAUCUGGAGAUUGCCUUGCUGGAGAAACACUUCCUACAAGAGGAGUUGAGGAAGCUACGAGAGGAAACGAAUGUGGAGAAGAUAAAGGAAGAGCUGGAGAAAGAGAGGGGGAAGAGGCUCGACCUCGAACUGAGGAUGAACGAGGUGCUGAAAUCCAGGUUGGAAGACUCGCCGCCACAGCCUGCCCGUAAACCCCCGUCUCCGACGCCUGCUGCCAAUGGCAAAGACACCGACAAAGAGAAGCCGCCGCAGGGGGAGACCCUGUACUUGCGGGCGUGGAGGUGGCUCUACGACAGGGUGGGGGUCUACAUAGAAGACUUCCGCUUCGUCCCGGAGGAGAACACUGUGGAGGCUGAGGAACCGCUGAGCGCUAAAAGGCUAACAGAAAACAUGAGGCGACUCAAGCGAGGAGCCAGACCUGUCACUAACUUCAUGAGGAACCUCUCAGCCUUAUCCAACUGGCACUCAGUAUACACCUCAGCCAUUUCCUUCAUAAUCUACAUGAAUGCUGCGUGGCAUGGCUGGGCCAUCCCCAUGUUCCUCUUCUUGGCCAUCCUGAGGCUCUCCUUGAAUUACCUCAUUGCUAAAGGUUGGAGGAUUCAGUGGAGCAUUGUGCCGGAUAUUACGGAUCCUAUAGAGCCGUCAAAGGAUGAUUUGACUGUGUCUGAAAAGUUCCAGUUGGUGCUUGAUGUUGCACAAAAAGCCCAGAACCUUUUUGGUAAGAUGGCGGAUGUUUUGGAGAAAAUAAAGAACCUGUUCAUGUGGGUGCAACCUGAGAUCACUCAGAAGCUCUACAUCAGCCUGUGGGUUACAUUUCUCUCCUCCUGCAUACUGCCCUAUAAACUCGUGGGCUUCAUGAUUGGGCUGUAUGCAGGGAUCAAGUUCUUCAUCAUAGACUUCUUGUUUAAGAGCUGUCCCAAGCUGAGGGACAAAUAUGACACACCUCACAUCGACUGGAACAACCUACCAACUGAUCCACAGUUGAAGGAGAGGACCAACGCCACAAUGUCUCGACGGCUGUCUGGGUCUGAGAAGAUUCAGCCUGUGGUGGCUAGAGGUAGCCUAGCAACCGUCCCGUGCGGUGUAAACCUGGAUGCUGACAGCGCCAGGAUUCAUAGCACCAAGAAGGGAGCCUUUCAUGAGAUCUUCAACGUCUCAGAGAAUGAGCGCCCUCUACCAGUGUGUGAGAAUGGGUGGAGGUGCUGCCUCAUCAACAGAGACCGGAAGAUGCCAACGGACUACAUACGAAACGGCAUGCUCUAUGUUACAGAGAAUUAUCUGUGCUUCGAGAGUUCCAGUUCCAAAUCGGCCUCCUCCAAGAAGAAUAAGGUUAUUAAGCUGGUGGACAUCACAGAUAUCCAGAAGUACAAAGUGCUGUCUGUCUUACCUGGGUCAGGAAUGGGAAUCUCCAUAGCCACUCCCUCCACACAGAAGCCUCUGGUGUUCGGUGCCAUGAUCCAUCGAGACGAGGCCUUCGAGGCGAUCUUCACCCAGUACAUGAAGAUCACAACCACCUCCAGACAACCCUUGGGCAGCCCUGAGCUGUAGCCCUGAGCUGUAGCCCUGCUAUCCCCAUGGAAAGAGGCCUGGGCUGGGGUCAGGGCUGGGCCACCUACCCCUGAACCCUCCCUGGCUGGAGAAAAGACAAUUGGGGGAAGUGAUGGGACACACCUCUUCUCCUCCCUCUCUUAUUUACAGUGACUGGACAAUCUUCUUUUAUGACUGACAGGUGUCUGGUGCGCCCGUCUGUCUGGCGCGUCCGUCUGUCUGGUGCGAGUGUGUGUGUGUGUGUGGAGGUGGGACUUAUAGUCCAAUAGGGAUGGUGAACACAUUCCAACACUGUCGGAAGAAGGAUGGGGGGGUGGAGUAGAGGGGGGGGGGUCAUUAUUUUUAACACAGACAUCUCAUCAUAGGAGAAGGAGCUGGCUCUCCUGCCUGCCUGCCUGACUGCCAGCUUUCAUUCGCUUCAGAGAGACGCGCGUGUGUGUGAGCUGCCAAGACAUCGUGCGUCUCUACUCACCUGUCUUCUCUCUUUCUCGUGAAGUCCGAGUCAGUGUAACUGUUACUGCUGGUCUUGCACGGAACCGUACAAGACAGUACGCUGUACGGUAGCUAGAUGUUUGUGUCGGAAACAAAAAGCUGUGAACAUCGAGCUAACGUCGGCACAACGUUCAACAUGACAAGACGCCUUUUCCAUCAGUUUACAUCGUUGCUAUAGGUUUCCCUUGGAGACACUCGCGCACAGUUCAGCAACCAACCCGUUUGCUUUCAGAUGUCUUUUUGCAUAUGACGUGUAUGUGUUAUACAGUCAACACUCACUGCUGAACUGUACUAUGUGUCACGUACAGUAGUGGGGACCUUGGCGAUGAUGUUCAUUGUGAAAUGUUUUCAGAUGCCUUUCUUUUGAAUUCCGCUUAUUUUUGUAAUAACCAAUGGAAUGAGGAGGAACUGGACUUAGUUAAAGUAGGUCCUUCUAUCUGUGGAUUGUGUUCUGAAGCUAAAGCACGACAGACCUAAACCCUGAAUAAUGUGUCGCAACUGAAGGUACGUCGUUUAAAUGUAACAAAGCUGGUUCGGUGAACUACACUUGUGUGCCGAGUAACCCUGAGGCCUAAAGAUGAGUUAAUGCCUUGGCUUUAGCCUAGUAGGCUAACACAUUCUUAAGUACUGUAGGUCACAUCAACAUACUAAUGAUUUUUGCAGUCGCUCAAGGCCCAGUACCUGUUACUUCAGUAUUUAGUGACAUGUUAUGGUAUAGUAAUACUACGGUAGUUUUUACAGUAAUACCACUAAUACCGACCUGUAGUAUUAACACUGGAGUGGUCAGAUGUGUACAAUGUGCUGUCCUAUUUCAGAAGUAAUUUAACUUGGUUAACUUGACUAGUAACUAGUUAAUUCCGUCCAGGAGUUGUCAGUAUUCCAAUGCAAGUCGAGGCAGUCAACUGGCCUGGUUCUGUAGUAUUCAUUCACAGCAGGAUGAAGAAGAGGUUUGAACAGAAUAUUUCCAAUGUCACUUUAUUAUUGUCACAGUUGUGGAUUUAAAAGCUGGUCUUUUAUUCCUCAAGAUAGGUUUGAUAUGUCGAAUUGUGAUGAAUGCCAAACCAAGUGGAUGUGGACACUCUGUGUUUUUUGUAAAAUGUCCGGAAGAGUUAUUGUGGAGAUCGGGGCUUAUUUCUGGUCUAUCGUUUGCUUCAAAUGAGAGGGUAGAUUAUACUAUGCUCUCAGAUCCUUUUGCCUCAGCACAACAAGCUAGUCCCCUAAAAAAGCAUUCAUCUUCCCACACUGUUAACAAGCCCGUAUAAACUGUGUCAGUUGUUGUCUUAUGACUGGAAACGAAAUGUCAUUUCUAUAGGUUGUCUAUUGUCUAAGGAACUCAUGCUGUUAGUGUGUUUGAUUGAAUGAUUGUCUGACUUUACGUUAGUGUAGUCUUAAUGCUUACCUGCAGCCUUUCUUAGUCGAGUGGUAACUAACUUUGAAAUCUGCAAUCAGGGUCUGUCCUAAAAGAAGCACACAGAAUGUAUUGUGUUACUGCUGUAAACUCCUAGUUUAUUUCUUGUUGAUGUUGCCAAAAUGUUAUUUUUUUCUCUCUUUCUUUUACUGCUGCCAUGCUCUGCCUACACCUACAUGUUUACUGAAGGUUGGGUUACAAACCUGAAUGAAUUUCUCGUUUUUCUUUUUGUUUGGAAUGCCGGUUUGAGCUCCUUGUCACAGGUGGAGUUAUGAAGACUGGGGAGAUAUCUUCCUCUUGCGUUUUGAAUUACUGUGUCGACUGUCAGCUUUUUAAAUCUGCUCAGACUGGUCUCAGGACAACCUCUGCUGCUCACCUUCAUCCCAACAGCAAAUGUAACCCUGAUCCCUGAUCUGUUUGUAAUACUAUAAUAGCUCAAGCUAAAGUUUAGCUCUUCUGUUGAGUGAGUUGUCAUAGCAUAUACUGUACAUGUACUGAGUAGCAUGGUGAUGAGUUGGAUCGAGCAUAUAGUGACAGACCCCGGGACCAGGCUAACAGUAGGUAGACGGUGACAUCCGAGAACAUUCUAGUCAGAUUAUAUUCACGCUGCAAAAAAAAAAUAAAAUUGUCACAGUGAUCGUUCAUAGGUAGUGCAGUACAUGGUCACAAUCACGAUAAUCUUUUUAGCCGUUUUUUGGAUCACUCACAGGCCUUCCUUAGACAGCAGAGGUCAGCAUGGUGACGGAGAGCUGCCGUUCACCGGUUUCUACUCUGGUUUCUAUUGAUCUCCUUCUGCGCGUCUCUCAUUGUGUUAACCAAGUAUUAGUUCUAACUAAAUGUAAACGUUAGUCAAUUACUUCAUGAUAUUCCCAUACAGUAUAUCACUGCGAAGUUCAAUAUACUGCAAUCAUCUGACAGUUGUGGGUAAUUAUGUCAUCUGUGUGUCCAAGGACUAAAAUGACGAAAGAGGAAUUUCUAUACAAUAACGUAAUCCUUUGCGUUUUUAAAGAAGACAAUGUCUAUUGUAAAAUAUGUGAUGUACAUUUUUUUUAUUUAAAUAAAAUGAAGUAUUUCCCA
Molecule: messenger RNA, 5314 nt
Organism: Salvelinus fontinalis (brook trout)
Lineage: Eukaryota; Metazoa; Chordata; Actinopteri; Salmoniformes; Salmonidae
Gene: gramd4a
Product: GRAM domain containing 4a
Exons: 19
Coding region: 727-2337 (536 amino acids)
Biological process (GO): apoptotic process; negative regulation of toll-like receptor 9 signaling pathway
Source: RefSeq, a predicted model, not a curated record